CCUGACGACUUUUCUGAGGAAGUGAAGGCAGCUCUGGGACUGCCUACUUUCAAUAACUGGUUGUAUACCGAUGCUCAACUACUCGGAUUGCUGCGUUUCGCAUUCCACGAUGUGAUCGGCCUCGAUCAGGAGCCAUGUUUUCUCAGCUCUGGAAUCUUAAAUGCUUGGAUUUGCGUCGUAUAUCGACGCUACAAUGAUGUACCAUUUCAUAACUUCAAACAUGCCUUUACAGUUGCCCAGAUGAUGUACUCUAUCAUCAAAUUGGCCGAUUUGGCAGCCUGCUUUAAUCAACUGGACCUCUUCGUGAUGCUCUUCUCAGCUGUCUGCCAUGACCUCGACCACCCCGGUUUCAACAACAAUUAUCAGGUAAACAUUCUGACUUUUCUUGCUUGCCUCCUCUUCCAACUCGUCUCGUUUGCAUUUAACCAACAGAUGAAUGCUCGAACAACACUUGGUUUGCGAUACAACGACAUCUCUGUGCUAGAAAAUCAUCACUGCGCCGUGGCAUUCGACCUUCUUCAUAGCCCUCUCACCAACCUCCUGGCCAGGAUGCCCACAGAGUCGCAACGUUGGGUACGACAGGCAGCCGUUCGGUGGGUCUCUAAGUGA
Molecule: messenger RNA, 609 nt
Organism: Protopolystoma xenopodis
Lineage: Eukaryota; Metazoa; Platyhelminthes; Monogenea; Polystomatidea; Polystomatidae
Source: the annotation of a GenBank genome assembly